AUCAACCUUUACCAAGAUCAACCAUCAAUCAUCGACAAAUUCGCAGAUCAUCCUCACCAAAGCCUCAACCUCAACACAUGGCUAUGUUUGGCACCUCAGUGUCCGCCCUCUGUCUGCUGUUCCUGCUUACUUUAUGCACUGCCUGCUACAUCUCCAACUGCCCCAUAGGAGGCAAGAGAUCAGCACUAGCUUUCCCAUCCAGAAAGUGCAUGUCGUGUGGCCCCGGGGACAGGGGUCGCUGCUUUGGCCCCAAUAUCUGCUGUGGGGAGGGGAUGGGCUGUUACGUGGGCUCCCCCGAGGCAGCUGGCUGCGUGGAAGAGAACUACCUGCCCUCCCCCUGUGAGGCCGGAGGAAGAGUGUGUGGCUCUGAGGAGGGACGUUGUGCUGCACCGGGGAUCUGCUGUGACGUGGAGGGUUGUAGUAUUGACCAAUCCUGUACUGAGGAGGAUGAAGCCGAAUACAUAAGCCAAUCAGUGAGCAGUAGCCAUGGCCAUGAUCUGCUGAUGAAGCUUCUGAACAUGAUUAGCCACACCCCUCCCCACAGAGUCCACCAAUAAAACAGCCUCUACAGGUAUUCAGGGGCAGUCCUGAGUUGAAAGACAGUGUAAAAAAUCUGUCACAUCUCAAUGUCAGAGGCAUACCUAUGUACAUAGAUUUUGUACAGAAGACAGACAUAGAUGUAAAGGAUUAGUUUUGCUUGUAACUGUUUGUGUAAUCGCUUGUGCUUCAAGAGUCAAAUAAAGCUUACUGUACAAAAACAACUGUCAGGAUAGUCAAGA
This is a messenger RNA of Salvelinus sp. IW2-2015, 779 nucleotides long. RefSeq names its product oxytocin (gene oxt). Gene Ontology annotation, molecular function: neurohypophyseal hormone activity. Lineage: Eukaryota; Metazoa; Chordata; Actinopteri; Salmoniformes; Salmonidae. The record is from RefSeq and is a predicted model, not a curated record. Gene Ontology annotation, cellular component: secretory granule; extracellular region.